CAAACCCAACGACAACAAAAUUGAAGAACAUAACAAAAUACAUUCAUUCUUACACCAACACAUUUGUACACAACAACAUUAAUUUUUUUUCUACUAUGGGUGUAGCCUCACGCACAUUGGAAAUUACGGUUAUAUCUGGCGAAAACAUUCAUGUAACGGAGGAUGUAUACGUCGUUGUUCGAGGUGAGUCUCUUAAUUGUUACACGACAAAAACAGCGAAAGACAACCGUUGUGUAAACAACUCAAGUUUCCUUUCAUGGAAUGAGAAGUUUUUGUUGGAUGUGCCAUUGCAUGGUAGGUCAAUCACAUUUGAGGUGCAAUGCAAGAAGUUUAAAAGUGUUCGCCCUAUUGGGGUGGCAAGAAUCGCCGUUGUGGAUCUUCUUAACAACGAUGAAUCAAAAAUGUGUAUGCCAUUUUUUAGUUAUAGAUUGAGAGAUUGGGAAGGGAGACAAAAUGGAGUUAUUAAUUUUUGUGUGAAGGAGGUUGAGAAAAGAUCAAUUGAUUUGCUGGAAAAGAAAAUGGUAGCGAAUGGAAAGAAUUGUGGUGAUCGAUUAACCGGAAUGGAUGUUGUUAUUGGUAUCCCAGUUUAGUGGAAUUUCCCAAACAUUAUUUAGUUUUUUAUUAAAGCAUUUCAUAUUUUUUAAUACUGGUGAAAGAUUGAUGAAGUCAAUUUUAAUACACGAAUAUACUAUUGUGAUAAAAGUCUGUGUGUGUCUAUACAUAAAUAUAAAAUUUUGUAUUUUGAAAUAAUUAUU
Messenger RNA from Trifolium pratense (red clover), 755 nucleotides. RefSeq lists its product as uncharacterized. The transcript has a single exon. The coding region runs from base 96 to 590 and encodes 164 amino acids. Lineage: Eukaryota; Viridiplantae; Streptophyta; Magnoliopsida; Fabales; Fabaceae. The record is from RefSeq and is a predicted model, not a curated record.